GAGACAUCAAUAAGGAGGGAGAAAAAAUUAUAAUGGCUUCAAGGAAUGUGCAAUAAAACCAACAAAAUGGGAACUGUCGACGUUUGAUGAUACACAUAUUUAGGUAAAAGUGUCUAAUCUUUUAGUUAGUCGCCCUCCCGGAACGAUUUGAUGAAUAUUCCGUGUGUGCUGCUGAUGUGCUGCCGGUUUCCUCCCAACGCAAACUUUGACAUGCUCUGCGUUCGUAUUUGGACACAAGAAAUGCCUGACACAUCGCUGCAAAACCACCUGGAGGGGGUGCUAAGGCUGCAAAAUGAUGCCAGACAGCUCUUCACUUUCAGUAGCUAGGGCCGUGUGGAAGCAAAGGUGUGUGCAUGUGUUUGUGCAAACACAUGUUAUUGUGACCAUCUACUGAUGACGUGCUCUUCUGAUGUUGGAUUUAAGGAAAAUUGCCAUAUGAUGUCUUCUUGAAUCAGAUGUCACCUUCUUGGAUUGUCUGCUAUUGCUAGUGGUUCUCCAUCUAUAAAAACGUUUAAUGUCUAGUUUAAUUUACGUACAUAGAACUGUAUUGUGAAUCAGUCAUUUCCUCCACUCUCUCUCUAAAUUCCUCUCCUCCAUCCCAUUCCCCAUACACCUUUUGCGAGUUGUUUUGGUGGCUCUGUGAUUUUAUGGCAGCGGUGUAAUCGUGGAGAGGCCGGGGUAUCACAAGCUUAUGGAUUUUGAUAAGAGAGGAGGAGGUGGCGGAGGAAAAGGAGAGGUUGAGGAGGGAAAGAGAAUGUCUAAGACUGGGAGCAGGACAGGGCAUGGAGGGGGCCGAGGCUCUGGGACCAACUCUGGGGUACUUAUGGUUGGCCCUAACUUCCGAGUGGGAAAGAAGAUCGGCUGCGGAAACUUCGGCGAGCUUCGACUCGGGAAGAAUCUUUACACUAAUGAAUAUGUGGCCAUUAAACUGGAGCCAAUCAAAUCCAGAGCACCCCAGCUCCACCUUGAGUACAGGUUUUAUAAACAGUUGGGGAACUCAGAGGGCGUUCCUCAGGUGUACUACUUUGGUCCUUGUGGGAAAUACAAUGCCAUGGUGCUGGAGCUGUUGGGGCCUAGUCUAGAGGACCUGUUUGACCUCUGUGAUCGAACCUUUUCCCUCAAGACCGUCCUCAUGAUUGCAAUUCAGCUGAUCACACGGAUGGAGUUUGUGCACACAAGAAGUCUUAUCUACAGGGAUGUUAAGCCUGAAAACUUCUUGGUGGGCCGGCCGGGGACCAAGAGGCAACAUACGAUCCACAUCAUUGACUUUGGGCUGGCCAAAGAAUAUAUUGACCCUGAGACCAAAAAACACAUCCCUUACAGGGAGCACAAGAGCUUAACAGGCACAGCUCGAUACAUGAGCAUCAACACACACCUGGGCAAGGAGCAAAGCAGACGGGACGAUUUGGAGGCGCUUGGUCAUAUGUUUAUGUACUUCCUACGAGGCAGUCUACCCUGGCAAGGCCUGAAGGCGGACACACUUAAGGAGCGCUACCAGAAAAUUGGAGAUACCAAAAGGGCAACCCCUAUAGAAGUACUUUGUGAGAGUUUUCCCGAAGAGAUGGCCACCUAUCUGCGCUAUGUGCGGAGACUGGAUUUCUUUGAAAAACCGGAUUAUGACUACUUGAGGAAACUCUUUACAGACCUCUUUGACAGAAAUGGCUAUGUCUUUGACUAUGAAUAUGACUGGGUCGGCAAGCCACUGCCGACUCCAAUAGGACCUAUGCCUAGUGACACACCUCUGCAGCCCAGCAGCAGAGACAAAGCACAACCACAGACCAAAAACCAGUCGCCAGAACCCAAAGGAAGUGAGUCUCAGCCCACUCCCGUGACCAACAGGGAGCUCCUGGGGUCGCACCUCACAGCCGAUAGGUUGGGGGGCUCUGUCCAGGUUAUGAGCUCGACGAAUGGAGAAGUGAAUACCGAUGAUCCCACGGCGGGACACUCCAACGCUCCCAUUACAGCCCCUGCUGAGGUGGAGGUGGCCGAUGAUACAAAGUGCUGUUGUUUUUUCAAGAGGAGGAAGAGGAAAGCACUUCAGCGGCACAAGUGAGAAGGAGCAUGUUUGAAACAUUCACUGGCGUGUGUAAAGAAAACAAAAAUAAAGGACUUGAUCUGAAAUGUGGAACACCUUCCCUUUCUAUCUGUGCUCUGAGUGUUGUGCUCCACCUCAGAACACAAACUCACUGCCUUACUUGUGGCAUCCCUUCGGAGAAAACACACAUCAGUACUCUGGGCUCUGACACUUUUUGCAAGGAGACAAUUCAGUGGAACAGGUAAAUAUAUUUGUACAAUGUGGGACAUCAGAAGAGACUUAAAUGGUCAUAAAUAAGAUGAUUUAUGUAUGUGACUUAAACCCAGAUGGACUGUUGGAACUUGUAUUUUAGAUGACAUCCAAAACCAUUAUUUGAGAACUAAAAGGCAACCACAAGCUCACAUUCACACAAACAUCUGUUUACAAUGACAAACUGGCUGAAUGAGUGAGUGGUGUACUCCAUGGUGUUUUGUUUUAUGGGACCAAGUAUCGAGAAAUGUGCACCAUAAUCUAACAACCGAUGUAAAUUGUCUUUCCCUUUUAUUUUUUAAUUUUUUUUUUAAUUUAAGUUGUUUUCAAAAUGUGCUCUCCCUGAGUUGAACAGUUUUACUCAUGUUGUAGAAUGUGUGAUUAUUUUUUAACCGCUCGUAGUGUUUUUUUUGUUUUUUUAUUAUGUUCCUGUCAAUGUGGAUGAUAUUGUAGCACAGUGGCUGGUCUCAGGUACUGUGAGAGAUGGAGAGAAUUAUAUGGGAUCUCUCCUCUCUGAAUUGCACUUUUGGGGGGCAAAAAGAAAACCGUCAGGCAUUGAAAUGAACAGAAAUCAACCUAAUUAAAGGCAGAUAUGAGAUCAUUAAAACAGCAGGCUGGUCUCUUUCAAAGAAACACAAUGUGAUGCUCUCAGUGAUAAGGGGGGUGGGGUGGGGGAUAAUGUCUUGUGCUUUUUAUUUUUUGCAUUAGAUUAAGUUACCUGGGAAACAUAGUUUGUGCCUUUCCAAGUAAAACAUUUAACACUAAUGUGUCCCACUCUUAAAUUCCUAUCCAGGUUGAGGUGUCCAUGACCCUCUCAGAUUGCUUAUUCUCUACUGUGUGCUUCAUGCCAGUCAAAUGAAGUUUGUUGGCAUUUCUCAGAUUUCUUUUUACUGUUGUAAAGUGUAUCAUAGCAAACCUCCACAAGAUGUGAGUCUAUGGGUUUAUACGCAGUAACAAAGGUUGCCUGCCUAUCAGAGUGAGGAUGUGUAUUGAUUUACAUACCUAUUAAAUGUUGCUUUUCUUCUA
Molecule: messenger RNA, 3310 nt
Organism: Myxocyprinus asiaticus (Chinese sucker)
Lineage: Eukaryota; Metazoa; Chordata; Actinopteri; Cypriniformes; Catostomidae
Product: casein kinase I-like
Exons: 12
Coding region: 692-2053 (453 amino acids)
Biological process (GO): signal transduction; endocytosis; peptidyl-serine phosphorylation
Cellular component (GO): cytoplasm; nucleus; plasma membrane
Molecular function (GO): protein serine/threonine kinase activity; ATP binding
Source: RefSeq, a predicted model, not a curated record